This is a messenger RNA of Gopherus flavomarginatus (Mexican gopher tortoise), 1870 nucleotides long. RefSeq names its product proton activated chloride channel 1 (gene PACC1). The record is from RefSeq and is a predicted model, not a curated record. Gene Ontology annotation, cellular component: cell surface. NCBI's taxonomy places the organism in Eukaryota, Metazoa, Chordata, Testudines, Testudinidae. The coding region runs from base 177 to 1130 and encodes 317 amino acids. The transcript has 7 exons.
GGGAGGCGCGCGCGCGGUGGCGCCGGCAGCCCGCCGUGUGGACGCUCCGUGCGGGCUCGGUCUGGUACUGCAGAGCCUCCGGCCCCUUGCUGCUGUGCGCCCGCGCUCCCCGCUCAGGCUCAGCCCCCGAGGCUGCUGCGGUGCCGGUUCCAGCUCCCGCUCCCGUCGCGGAUGCCAUGCUAAGGCAAGAGCUCGCCGCAUCUUACCAGGAGCUGAGUGAGGAAGUGGAGCACAUAGCUGAGCAUCCAGAGCCAGUGGAGGAGGAGGAAAUGGAUGACGAUCAGGAGGAUACCAGCUCCACUAUUUUACCAGUCCUAGAUAGUGAAUCGGGUACCAGUAGCCCUUCUGUGCGUUUCAGCAAGACCUGCCUAAAGAAUGUCUUUUCAGUAAUCCUCCUCUUCAUUUAUCUGCUGCUCAUGGCUGUAGCGGUGUUCCUUGUCUACCAAACUAUCACUGACUUCAGGGAAAAGCUCAAACACCCGGUGAUGUCUGUCUCUUACAAAGAAGUGCCCUUGUACGAUGCACCUGGUAUUGCACUUUACCCAGGCAAGGCUCAGCUGCUUAGCUGCAAGCAUCAUUACUAUGAUCACAUUCCGCCUCUGAUAAACCCAGGUCAGCCAGGAGAAAUUGAGUGCACCACUCAGAGAAUCAACUACACAGAUCCUUUUACUAAUCAAACCAUGAAACAUGCUUUGAUUGUCCAAGGACCUCGAGAUGUGAAGAAAAGGGAACUUGUGUUUCUGCAGUUCCAUUUAAAUGAAACAAACCAGGAUUUCAGUGCAAUAAACUAUCUUCUGUUCUCUUCUUUCCAGGAGUUCCUCAACAGUCCAGAUAAAACAGAAUUCAUGGAAGACUGCGAAAGCUCAUACUCCAGCUGGAAGUUCUCUGGUGGUUUUCGAACCUGGGUCAAAAUGUCCUUGGUGAAAACAAAAGAGGAAGAUGGGCGUGAGACUGUGGAGUUCAAACAGGAGAUUGUCACUGCCAAUCCUUGGAACAUGAUUGCUCUACUAUGUGGUAUUUUCUUGGCUCUGUUUAAAGCAGCAGACUUUGCCAAACUAAGUGUUAAGUGGAUGAUCAAAAUCCGCAAGAGGCACCUGAAGAGAAGUCAAGCAAUGAACCGCAUAAGCUGAGGACUAAACCACCUUUAGAACAUUUUUAGUACACUGAAUAAAAUUUCAAACAACAAUGCAUCAGUUACAUAAACUAAAGAGAGUUGUGUGUUUAAGGAGAACUGCUUACCUUUGCUGGAGUGACAGCAUAAAAGAACUGACACGAACCUUAAGAGGCUAACUCUGAAGAAUAAGACUACUAAACACGUCUUUUUAAAAAUGUAAGUUAUGAACAUCUUUACCAAACUUGUGUCAAUUUAUUGGGGGUGGAAUGGAAUUCAUAAAGUAAUAUUCAAAAUGUCAGCUUAGAACAGAAUACAGACAUGUUUGUAUUUAUUUGGCAUCUAGACAGUAGUUUAAGCUUCUCUCCAUGAGCUAAAUGGACUGCCCCUGCUACCAUAAGAGUGCCCCGAACCAGUAAAGUGACUUAACUAUGCCUGGGAAGAUCAGACAGGGGAUGACUUCUAUGAACAGGAAGGAGCAAAGCACUUACAAGAUCAAUGUAAAAAUGGGUCAAAAGGUUUAAUCUCUCAAAUCUCUAGCCUGUUACCUAGAACACAGAAUACCUGGGAUUUUUAUCAAACAUUUCAUAUUUGGUUAAAAUGCACUAUGUAUUAAAGCUACUUUAAAAGCAAGUUAUGUAUGUGUAAGCUAUAUGGAGUAUGUCAUGGAUCACUGCCAGUUACUACUUCUUAAACAAAGCCUCUUGCCUUGACACUUCAUCUGUAGAAUGAUUCUUCCAUAAACCAGAUUCACAAAUA